This is a messenger RNA of Tricharina praecox, 1861 nucleotides long. RefSeq lists its product as uncharacterized. Gene Ontology annotation, cellular component: cytoplasm. Gene Ontology annotation, biological process: regulation of nitrogen utilization; mitochondria-nucleus signaling pathway; negative regulation of transcription by RNA polymerase II. Lineage: Eukaryota; Fungi; Ascomycota; Pezizomycetes; Pezizales; Pyronemataceae. Bases 284 to 1822 code for a protein of 512 amino acids. The record is from RefSeq and is a predicted model, not a curated record. The transcript is spliced from 2 exons.
AACUCCUACCCGAGAAUCGAUCGAAUCGAAAAAAAAGAGCGAGAAAAAAAAGAAAAAGACCCCACCCGUCUCAUCUACUCCCCACACCCGCUCACCCCCGCAAACCAUCCUCGAAAGCUUUUCCAAGGGGUUUUCAUCCUCGAAUCUCAGCAUACAAAGCCGUUGGAUUUCCCGCGGCACCGAUAACAUCAACAAUCUUAGUCCUCCACCACCCGCUUCCCUGCCACCACCACCACCUCGUUCGCGCUCCCGCAAGUGAUCGAUCUCAUACAUACACCUCAAGAUGCCUUCGCGGCUAAAUAGCCCUAUUCUCGCCGUCGAUAUGAACCGUGUCGCCGGUGUCGACCCUAGUAAUGUGGAUAAUCUCUACAGCAUGUGGACCAUCUUUUCAAAAUGCGCCGAGUCACUUGAGAACGGCCGUCGGCUAGAAAACUUGAGCUGGAGGCUAUGGAAUCGGGAAACUUUCUGCUGCGACAAUGGCAUCCCGGCUACUGUCGUUGCCUCCACCACCACUACCAACACAACCACACCGCCAGCGACGACAAUACCGAUAAGGAAACCGAGGCGUCAGGAGGAGCCUUUAGACAUGCCAGAGCUUUCCUCGAGCGUGGUGUCAGCACCAUCGGACGACGAACUGCCGGAACAGCGAUCGGGAGCAGUCGGGAUCAAACGCCCUUGUCUGACCAGGAGCGAUUCCAGCCGAGGCAGAGAAAAGCACAUGACUCCGGUCCACCUGGCUAAGAUCAUGGAGGAUAUGAGCCACAGCAAAUCCGCGGCCGAGGAGUGGAAGGCUCAAUGCGCGCGCAUGCGACGGAAAGCAUCUUCCAUGCCCACUGAGCGUGUACCCGCUGCGAUGGCCGCGUUGUCCAAGAGCUGCGAUGAUGGUACGGAAGCGAAGAGCACCCACAGCGUCGUUCGUGGUUUCUCGCCCAGCCGGGUGUCCUCGUCGUAUCGAUCAUCGGCGAACCUCGCUGCUGCCGCCUCCUCGAAGGUAGUCGUCGCCCCGUUGCCAGCGAAGAUCGCUACUCCCGCACCGAAACCAGUACCGGCACAAGCACCAGCACCGUCGACACAGAAGAAGAAGCAGCCCGUUUUCUUCUUCGCUUCGUCUCCUUCGUCCGACGGCAGCCCAGAUGAGUCUUACUGUUCGUACAGGCAGCCGAACGACAAGAAGACAUCCUUCAUGGACGAAGUUGCAACUCGAACCCUCUACGACGAUGAUGAUUCGGAUGACGACGAGGUUUCUGAGAGCGCCAUCGACGAUGACGACCUCGAAUGGGAAUCCUCGUCCGAGAGUGGCUCAUCCAGCUACGACGACAACUCGAUGUUCAAGCGUGUCGAAAGUCGGCCCAAUCUGAUCGCGUCCCGCCGAUCUCUCCUGUCCACGAUGCUCCACGAGCCCGAGCGUGCCGCGCAUCUCGCCAGCGUAGCCUCGAAGUCGACUCCCGCCCUCCGUCGAUGCAAUUCGCCCCGUGAGCCCCCGCUCGGUACGCCCGCCUCCAGGGAAGACGAGGUUCCGGGCUCGAAGCCCAUCCGCCGCAUCAACACGGCGCUUCAUCCGCUCGCCUUGUCCCCGCGAACCACCCGGCGCAACAUGCUCGCUACCGAGCUCACCGAGUCGCUGCGCAAGCAUCUCCUGUGGGAGAGGCAGCAGAAGAACACGACCGCCUCGGCUCAUCUCAAGCGGAGAUACACCGCCGCCGAUGUCACCAAGCUGGCCGAUUACCCACAGCCUCGCGGUAAAGGGUGCACUUCCAAGAACAACUCUUGGAACAACCCCUUCGACGAGACCCAAUACGAAUACCACGCGGCCGGGUGGUAGAGUUAUAAAAAGAGGAGUGGGGGGAUUGUACAAAUGAGC